AUGGGCAGCGGUCUAGGCUGGCAUAUUGCGUUGGGUCAAGAGGAUCCCAAGAUGGCCAUAAGGAUGCAACUGAAGCGUCCACAGAGAGAUGCGGGCGGGAGGUUAGCUGAGACGGGAUAUAGACAGCGACCGCAGGAGUUAAUCGAUCGAUGGAUUGGGAUGUUUUGGAGGUCACUGGACAAACCCUGUGGCUGGUGGCAGCUGGGCGGUGGCGGGCGGUGGACGAGUACCUGUGGUUGGGUGGUGGAAGGCUGGGCUGCCAGGUACCAGUCCAUAGACUCCGUAUCGCGUUGCCAUGUCAAUAAAAGCCUGCAUACGCUGAAAGCCGCCAAAACUCUCGCAACCCGCAACACCAGCCUCCUCAACCGCACGCACCUAACGACCCUAUCCCUCCACCUCAUCUACUUGCUCCUCCACUUCCUCUUCAACCGCCCCCGCUCCCUAACCCUCUACCUCAUUUUCACAACUCCAACCCUCGCCAUAGAAUUCUACCUCGAGCGCCUGGGUCGCCCGCGCUAUAAAACUCCUGGUGCUGGGGCCGGCGGCGGAUCCACCCUUCGCUCUGCUGGUGAAAACCUAGACGCACCUGGUCUCACAGAGUAUUUUUGGGAUGUAAUGUAUUGGACGUGGGGGUGUAUGGGGGCUGUUUGUGUCUUUGGUGACCGCGCGUGGUGGUUGUGGGUGAUUGUACCGUUGUACUCGGCGUGGUUGCUCUAUUCGACAUUUGCUGGGUUUAAAGGGGGUAUGGCGGGCAUGGCGGGGUUGGGGGAGGGUGCUACGGGUGGCGAGGGCACGGAGAGCAAGAGACAGAAGAAGAUGGAGAAGAGGGGAGGGGCGCAAAGGGUUAGGUAUCGGUGA
Histoplasma mississippiense is the source of this 858-nucleotide messenger RNA. RefSeq lists its product with no specific name. Gene Ontology annotation, biological process: vacuolar protein processing. NCBI's taxonomy places the organism in Eukaryota, Fungi, Ascomycota, Eurotiomycetes, Onygenales, Ajellomycetaceae. The record is from RefSeq and is a predicted model, not a curated record. The coding region runs from base 1 to 858 and encodes 285 amino acids. Gene Ontology annotation, cellular component: intracellular membrane-bounded organelle. The transcript is spliced from 2 exons.